Molecule: messenger RNA, 2138 nt
Organism: Aplysia californica (California sea hare)
Lineage: Eukaryota; Metazoa; Mollusca; Gastropoda; Aplysiida; Aplysiidae
Product: cysteinyl leukotriene receptor 1-like
Exons: 2
Coding region: 387-2138 (583 amino acids)
Biological process (GO): G protein-coupled receptor signaling pathway
Cellular component (GO): plasma membrane
Molecular function (GO): G protein-coupled receptor activity
Source: RefSeq, a predicted model, not a curated record
CCCCUCUUACUAAAGAACUGUUAUGUUGUUGGUGUGUAUUUAUUUUCAGAGAAAAACACAUUAAAAAUAAAGUAACGACAAAAUGAAAACUACAAACACAAUUUUGAAACAAUUUGUAAUGAGCCAAGUAUUCCAUAAUUCAAAUCGCCAAUUUUCAUUGAACUGAAAUUUAUUAUCACAACAAUAUGAGCUGACAAUAAUGUUAACAUUUUUUAGUAAAUGGUUUAACGUUAGCUUUGGUAGAUCCAAUCACUUUUCUUCUCCUCGGUAGUUGCUUCUGUCGUUUUAAAUUUUAAAACAGACGGACAUUAUUGUUUUAAUGUGCUUCUCUUUACUCAAAACUAAAUCCAAGCUUUCUUUGCUUCAGAUUAUGACGGUAUUCUGCGAUGUCUGAACGUUCCAUUUCCCUUCAAACGAUGGAUGUUACUGAUAGUUGGCGACGCCACAUAUCCUUUACUGGUCACCAAGAAAACCUCUCUGGGCAAGAGGACAAUGUUAGCUCCCUUGAGAAAAACCGACAUAUCUGCGACUACCUCACCGCUGCCUCCAGCGUUCAGGUUAAGGUGACCUGUGUGCUCGACAUGUAUCUGCCGCCAUUCUUGUUCGUCUUUGGUUUCGUCUGUAACGUCUUAGUUAUUCUUGUCAUGCGCAGUAAGUUCUUCAGGAAACUGUCCACGUCGUUUUACAUGGCUAUCAACGCUUUCACAGAUGGUCUCAGCCUGCUCGUCGCUCUGCCAGUGCACUAUUUGUUUGUGAACUUUCCUGAAAUUUUCGAUACUUUGAGACAUUCGCAUCCAAUAUGCGCGUUCUUUAAUAUUUUUGGAUGGGGAACUAGCGAUCUAGGAAUUUUGUUGACAGUUGCCAUGACAACAGAGCGUGCUAUAGCGAUUCGUUUUCCUUUGAAAGCAAAUCGACUGUGCACAACGAGACGGGCUAAGUUUGUUGCUCUAGGUCUUGUCUUGUUUGAAUUCAUAAAACUGUCCCAUUUUGCAUUUUACUCAAAAGUGGUUGGAGUAGAGGUGACCAGCCGGCUUUGUGAAGUAUUCAGGGAUGAUCCAGCUUACGUAAAUUUUACCGACAACAUCUGGCCGUGGCUGCACGUCGCCAUUUUAGCAUUGUCUUACAGUCUGGUUGUCGUCGGUAAUAUCCUCAUUGUUAUAAACAUACGGCGCUCUGAUAUGGAAAGCACAAAAGGUGGACUGGGACGGAAAAAUUCGAGGAAAGACUCGACCAGCGGCUCAAGGAACCGACAGCUGUCAGUGAUGCUGGUUGUCGACUCGUGUUUCUUGGUGAUAUGCACUUUACCCUUUGCUAUCAUCGUUAUCCUUAUAUCCAAAUUCAACAUGUUACCAGCAGCCGAAGGCGGGAAAAAUCUUGCGUACACAGCAUCUUUUUAUAUGCUCUACCUUAACCGGUGUUUGAACUUCUUCCUUUACUGUGUGAGUGGAUCCCGCUUUCGCGCUGCCUUGCGGGGUAUUUUCACCCUCCCGUCUUUCUCUGCGUCCAAUGAUAAUAAGUCUAAUUCUCGGGAGAGGCCCGUAAGCGCCUCAGGGCGUUUGUCAGUGGACAACAAUCGAAACACUCGCGCAGACAGGACGAACAACCAAACGGUAUGCCCGCUGUCACCGAGCUCCGACCCAGCAGAAAGCCAAGAAACAUCCUCUUUCAAUACGUUAAGUAACAACAACAUUCAAACAGAAGACGUAAGUUCAGAUCUGAGUUCAGAUUCUAUCUACGGCCCAGAACCGCUUUCGCAGAAUUCAGCACGUCAAGGUUCCACGUUUUCAGUACAUGAGCAAGAAUUUGAUAGAAGUUCACGAAAUGUUUCAGAAGAUAAUUCCACACACAGGGCCUUUUCUAAUAAAGGCUUUGUCAACGACAGCCCGUCAUUUGGUCGCAAAGAACAAGAAAGAGAGCCAAAUAACUCAGACGAGGGAGAAAGACACCCCACAUUUUCGAAAAUUAAGAUCAACAAGAGACAACCUUCUGUCGGGGAAUCGGAAAGAGGACGCACUAAAAGGACACCCUGCAAGGACAUCCUGGAGAAGUAUCAGAGGGACUUCAACAUACAUCUAUUGAUAUGGUGGAGCCUAGCUCCUGUGAGAGGCAUGCUACUGGCAGACCCAGUUGGAGAGUAG